Molecule: messenger RNA, 1114 nt
Organism: Effrenium voratum
Lineage: Eukaryota; Dinophyceae; Suessiales; Symbiodiniaceae
Source: the annotation of a GenBank genome assembly
AGUCUGGAAAUUUUCGCUCAAAUUUUCGCCGGAGUUCUCUUGCCCGGGCCAUGGCGGUCGCGUUCUUGCUGCCCUCAGCCGCGGUCACGCCGGUCACGCGCGUGCCGGUCACGCCAGUGACGCCGUUUUCGGCUGUGGAUCACGCCAGGGCUGACUGGGCGCCAAAGGCAUCCCUGGCCUUUGCCUCCCUCGCCGGUUUCGGCGCCGCGCGCGCCCAAGCGGCGCGUGCCCAAGCGGCGCGGCGCGCCGCGUCCCGGCGCCGGGAGGCGUGCCUGGGCGGCGUGCUGGCAGCAGCGCCACAGGUGGCAUCGGCCAAGACCAAGCAGGAAGCCGUAGAGAAGCUGGACACUUACGCACUGUCCUCGAUCGCGCCCACAGAGGAGGCGCCCAGCGGCUGGCAGUGGGUCGUGGAGGGCCUGGGCCUCACGGCGGACGCCUACAUGAACAACCAGAAGUUCAAGGGCGGGGAGCCCACCAUCGUGCGCUUCCUGUGCCCGCCUUUCUGGUCCGUGGCCAAGCCCCAGAUCGACUACAACGGCGCGUCGGGCACCGUGCAGAUUAACAACUACGCCAAGGGGGACUCCGCCACCGUCUUUGUGGAUGCGGAGUUCAAGGGCAACGUCGCGGACAUGCAGGUGAAGGAGGCGAAGGCGACGCUCUUCAGGGCGUUGACGCUGAAAGGCACCUCCUCCCUGCAGGGCCUCAAGGUGAACAAGGUCUCGGAGGUGGAGGGCUUGCCAAACUACAAGCUGGUGGACUUCGAGUGGACCCUCUUCACUGGCGCGGGCUUCGAGAUCGACCGGGACGGCUUCGCCAUGAUCACCCAGAUCUCGCCCGGAGGGCCCCUCCAGGUCUUCUGGGGCGGCGUGGUGUCCACCCGCUACCGGGAAAUGAAGGACACCCUCCUCGACGUGGUGAAGAGCUUUCGGGCGGCCAAGGUGCCUGAGGGCAUCAAGAUAGAGCUGAAGAAGGAGUUCAAGGACUUUGACGUCCAGUUUCGGGAGGAGAGGUAGGAAUUCCUCGGACGGAAGCCGCCCAGUGGCUCAGAGCAGGGCCGCGAUGGCUUUGCUCUUUCUCGUUUGUGCACGUUGUUUUUGUAUGCUUUUGUGUGGUU